Chroicocephalus ridibundus (black-headed gull) is the source of this 3314-nucleotide messenger RNA. It is a transcript of the gene ANKLE1, whose product is annotated as ankyrin repeat and LEM domain containing 1. Gene Ontology annotation, cellular component: nucleoplasm; cytoplasm. Bases 108 to 3176 code for a protein of 1022 amino acids. The transcript is spliced from 9 exons. Gene Ontology annotation, molecular function: DNA endonuclease activity. The record is from RefSeq and is a predicted model, not a curated record. NCBI's taxonomy places the organism in Eukaryota, Metazoa, Chordata, Aves, Charadriiformes, Laridae. Gene Ontology annotation, biological process: resolution of meiotic recombination intermediates; double-strand break repair via homologous recombination.
GGCGCCGGGCACUAGGGGGCGCUGCGGGACGAAAGGGGGGGCGGGGGGCGUGGCCCCGGGCGCGGCUGCCCCCCUCGGCCGGCUCCUAUUGGCCGCCCGGCCAGCCAAUGAGCGGCGGCGUGGCUGCGCGCGGGGGGUUCGAACGGGCGGGGCGCCGUGCGCGUGCGCGGGGUGGCAUGAGCGGCGCGGGGCGGCGCGAGCCGGCGCUGCAGGCCCUGCUGGAGCAGGGGGGUGCCCCCAGGCUGGCCCCCCCGGGCGGUGGGUGCUGCCGGGGGCUGCUGCUGCGCUGCCGUGGGGACCCCAACGCCAGGUCCACCGGGGAGCCGCCACCGCCGCACGUCACCGCGUCCUGGGGGUGCCACCGGCGCCUCGAGCUCCUGCUGAAGAAAGGGGGGGGCCCGGUGCUCCGAGAGCAGGAUGGGAGAGGAGCCGUGGAGCUGGCGCUGGAGCUGAUCCCGCGGGACUCGCAGCGUGCCUGGGGCUGGCCCCCCGCGGAGGAGCCGGGGGGGGCCAGGCGGUCCCUGUCCUUCCUGACGGAGGAUGGCACCGAUGGCAGCGUCAUCCUCGAGCUCCCCGAGGACGGCGAUGGAGUCGGGCCCCUGAGCAGCACCCGCAGGUCCCUGCUGGAGGGACUGGAGCUGGGGGGUGGCUGCGGUUCGGGGGAGCCCCCGUCCCUCUUCAUCCCCUCCCUCACCCCGCGGCCCCCCAGGGGCUCAUCCCUCCCCCCGCAGCCCCUGGCCUCCAGCACACUGCUCUCGGCCGGGGACGAGCUCGGGGAGGGACCCCGGAGUGGGACGGCGGUGGGGGGGACGGGGGGUCCCCCCUGGGCUGUCCCCAAGCCCCAUCGGGAGUUUGGUGCCGGUGGGUCCCCGCGCUCCCCCCAGCCCCGGUGUUGCAGCAGGGUCCCGGGGGGACACGGAGCAUCUUCCAGGGCUCCCCGACUCCACGCUGGCCUGAGCGGCCGCUCCGUGGCAUGUCAGAGCCCUGGGGACGGUGACAUCCCGCACACUGCGGCUCAGCGCCAUCCUGGUAUCCCCCCAGGACCACCCGUGUCGCCCCCGGCCACCCCUGAGCUGGGGAUGGUGGUGCCCAAGGCGGGGGCUGGGGGCUGUGACCGCAGCAGCCUCGGGGACAGCAGCGGGGACAGCGAGCGCUUCGUCACCGCCGUGGAGACCCUGGAGCCCAGCGAGGCCGGGGGGUCCCCGGGGGCUCGGUACCGCCGCUCCCCCCAGCCCAGGGCAGCCGGGGGGCCGGAGCCGGGUGAAGCCCCCUCCUCAGUCACAGCUACCACCGGGGAGCUGCCCCCCGCCAGCCCCCCAAACGCGGAGCGGGUGCAGGAGGCGGAUUUUGGGGGGGGCUCGAGGGCAGCCCCUCGCCGCGAGGGCGGCUCGGACGUGGGCGAUGUGGGGGAGCUGCUUGCCCAGCUGCGGGGGUGCAGCCUGCGGGGCUCCCCCCCACGCACUGCAGAGGCCCCUCGCAGCCCGGCCGGUCUCGCCGCCGGGGAUGUCACCCCCCGGGGGACGGAGCCCCCCAUGCACCGCCACGUCACCCCCAGGACCAAGAGCCGCCUCCAGGCCUCGGCGGCACGGCUGGGCGCCUCCUCUUCCUCCUCCUCCUCCCUCUUUGACGAGUCGCUGGAGAUGCCCCGGAGGCCCCCCAGGCUCAGAGCACCCCGGGGUGUCCCCAGGGACCCUGCCACCACCUCGGGGCACUGCGUCACCCCAGGGCGCAGGGAUGCGUCCAGCAGGGACGGAGAGGGGACAGGCUCUUUGGAUGACACCGAGAUCCUCCCCCGAGCCCCCAGCCAGCCCAGCUUGCCCCCGGGGGCCAGCAGCUCCCCCAGCUCCAGCCCCACGGUCCUGCUAGUCCCCGGGGACCACGGUGACCCCCAGGACACCCCAUCAGAUGCUCAGGGCUCUCCUGGCUCCAGCCCCAUGGUCCUGCUGGUCCCUGGGGACCGUGGUUGCCCCCAGGACACCCCAUCAGAUGCUCGGGGCUCCCCUGGCUCCAGCCCCACAGUCCUGCUGGUCCCUGGGGACCACGGCCACCCCCAAGACUCCCCGUCAGAUGCUCAGGGCUCCCUCCAUGCCACACACAGCCCCAAGCCCAGGGUGCUGGAGGGUGGCUCUGGGUGGCAGGACCCCUCAACCUUGGGGGCACACCAGCCCCGGUUGCCCCACGGGGGCUUUGGCCGCCUCCUUGCCCCGUGGCCACCGGGCAGCACCGCGGUGGAGCCGAGGAGCCCGUCCGUCCCGCUCUCGCCUGCCGGCAACACCCGCUGCUCCGGGGAGCACCUCGAGGAUGAGGAGUGGGGACAGGCACCCACCGGGUGGCACAGCCCCGGCACUGCGGCCACCACCAGCCUGGAGGAUGCUGUGGUCCAGGACGGGCGAGCGUGCGGGGUGCCACCGCGGCCCCUCUCAGACGAAGGUCUGCGGCGGCAGCUGCGGUUGCUGGGGGACAACCCAGGGCCCGUCACGGAGCUCACCAGGCGGCUCUACCUGCGGCGGCUGGAGGAGCUGCUGGGGGGACCCCGGGGGAGGCCAGCAGGUCACAGCCCCGAGCUGGUGGCGGCGCUGAGGACCGGCCACGUCCCCGACUGCGCCCAGGACGAGCUGGCGCUGGCCCGGCAGUUCGACCGCCCCGACCGCAGCCGGCACUGGCGAGAGGGGCUGCUCAAGUCCAGCUUCAACUACCUCCUCCUCGACCCCAGGACCACCCAGAACCUGCCGCUGCGCUCCCACCGCCUGAGCCCGGCCGAGUGCUUCAGGACCUUCGUCGAAGCCAUCUUCUACGUGGGCAAGGGGACGCGUGCCCGGCCAUACUGCCACCUCGCCGAGGCUCUGAGCCAGCAGCGCGCCGGCACACAGAAGGGCUGCCCCAAGGUGCGACGCAUCCUGGAGAUCUGGGCGAGCGGGCAGGGUGUCAUCUCCGUGCACUGCUUCCAGAGCGCCGUCCCGGCGGAGGCGUACACGCGGGAGGGCUGCAUGCUGGAGGCUCUGGGGCUGCAGACCGUCACCAACCAGAGGAAGGGGAACUGCUAUGGCGUGGCAGCGAGCUGGCCGGCGUCACGGCGCCGGCGCCUGGGCGUCCACAUGCUGCACCGGGCCAUGCGCAUCUUCCUGGCCGAGGGCGAGCGGCACCUCCGGCCGCCCGACAUCCAGGGCAGGCGCUGAGCACCCCGGGGGGGCACCCCCUGCCCUGCCCGAGGAGGCGCCUGUGCUCUGGGUGCGGGGUUUUUUUAAUGUCGUGAACACUGGGCGAGAAUUUUUCUAUUUUUUCUACGAUAAAUAAAUCGCUGCGGGUCACCUUUA